AUGACACCGAAUACAAACUACACCGAUAUCUAUUCAAGGACUUUGACCUGGCAUUUUACCAGCGCCAGAGGAAGGAAUCGCUCGACCGGUUCCUUUCGAUGCUUUACUCCUCCGAAUCUGAUUACGUCGAGCAUGAAUGCCCAACUGCCACGGACUGGAUCUCCGUACUCGAAGUUGCCUACCCGCGACAUCCCAAGAUUGUACGGCUCGCCAUUCAUCAGCUGUCGUCUCCUGCCAUAUGUAUUUGGCGCGCUUUCUGUUGUUGAGACGCUGCAUCUCAGCCAGACGUACAACAUUAAGGACUGGUUCGGACCCGCAGUUCGACGGCUGGCACUCCGUGCAGAGCCGCUGACGGUGGACGAGGGCAAGCGGCUGUGGGUCGAGACGUCGAUGAACAUCGGCAUUAUCCGACAUAAAGUGUGCGGAGAAGAUGGGGAAGUUGAUCGAAAAACAAAUAUGGCCGAGAAACAAAUGCUAGUCGAGUGGAAGAAACGAAGACGGUAG
This is a messenger RNA of Mycena indigotica, 504 nucleotides long. RefSeq lists its product as uncharacterized. The record is from RefSeq and is a predicted model, not a curated record. Lineage: Eukaryota; Fungi; Basidiomycota; Agaricomycetes; Agaricales; Mycenaceae. The transcript is spliced from 2 exons. The coding region runs from base 1 to 504 and encodes 167 amino acids.